Tachysurus vachellii is the source of this 6162-nucleotide messenger RNA. RefSeq names its product interleukin 11 receptor subunit alpha (gene il11ra). The record is from RefSeq and is a predicted model, not a curated record. Gene Ontology annotation, cellular component: external side of plasma membrane. Gene Ontology annotation, biological process: cytokine-mediated signaling pathway. Lineage: Eukaryota; Metazoa; Chordata; Actinopteri; Siluriformes; Bagridae. The transcript is spliced from 12 exons. The coding region runs from base 160 to 1362 and encodes 400 amino acids. Gene Ontology annotation, molecular function: cytokine receptor activity; protein binding.
CAUCAGUGACAACGCCGUCCUCCAAUAGGACGUUACGAGGGAAAGUCUCAGUCUGUAGCGUUUACUCGUCUUACUAAGAAGGUUUAAAAACUUAAAGCAGCUACAGCAAUGGAAAGGAACCGAGUCAAAAUGCCUGUCUGACAUUAAGAGACAUAUAAGAUGCCCAGCUUAGUGUCCUGCCCCAGAGGUCUAAUAUUGAUUAGGAUCCUCAUUUUCUCCUGCGUCCACAUCAACUCUGAGAUCUUGAGCAAUGAAGUUUCAGACGUACAGUUUGGCUUUCUGGGUUCCACCGUGACGCUGACCUGCAGAGACUCUCACCCAGGGUUUGCAGUGGUAUGGACACAUAACGGGAGCUUAGUGAGGACGAGGCAGACUCACUCCUCAGACGGCACUCUGACUCUCACCAACACCACACGCAGCAUGGAGGGUAACUACAGCUGCCACGAGCCCAGGGGACGAGUCUUACUGCAGAGCAUCACACUGCGGCUGGGCUACGCCCCAGAAUAUCUGAGCGUUUCCUGUAAACUGCCAAGUCACUUCAAAAUUCUGUGCACGUGGACACAAAGAGUGAGGACACACUUACCCACAAAGUACAUCUCCUCCUACAGUGUGGAUAACAGCAGGCCGGAACCCUGUGAACAAGAGUCAAUGGAGGUGAACGAGUGUGCCAUCAGCAACCCUACGUUCUGGGCCAGCAAACACCUGGUGAACAUCACGGAAGUGAAUCCGCUCGGCUCCAAAUCCACCAUUGCUUACGUGGACGUCAACAAGAAUUUAAAGCCUGAUGCUCCUGAGGAGUUGAUCUGCGAGCAAGUGAAUGACGAGCCCACGCGGCUUUUAGUACGGUGGAAGCCGCCCACCUCGUGGCCCUCAGACACAUCCGUCGCCUUUCCACUGAAGUUCGAGCUGCAGUACAAACCUGUCGGCUCCAAAUUCUGGUCCAAGAUGGAGACUGAGGAGACGAGUAUGGUGAUCAUGGACGCCCUGAUGGGUCACUUACACCACAUCAGAGUACGAGCUCAGGAUGCUUUCAUUAACCACAGCCAGUGGAGUGAAUGGAGUCAGGUGGUGCAGGCCCAGCCUUGGAGCGACCCUUCCAUGAUUCCCGAAGCCACCACGGAUAAUGUUUUCGAGCCGAUCUUCCCGUCCACGUUUCCAGUGAAGGCAACAGAGAAGUCUGCAGAUCCAUCAUUUGAAGAAAAUGGAAGUCAGGUCUUGAUCAUCCUUGGUUUAUUGGCAGCAGUGAUGGUGGUGGUUGUGUUUACUAUCACAGUCCUACUAUGUGUGAGGAACAGGAGGCGGGGCAAUGUGACAAAACAGGAAUUAACCUCAAUGGUGAAGAUGAAGUCCUUGCUAAUCUAAAAUGUUCAGGUUGGCCUCGUCUUUUUCAGCCCUCAUAGGGCUUCAUCAUAGGGAGUCAUGGCCACUGCAGCGCUACAUGUCCACAUUACAAUACCCUGUUUCACUUUUGUCCUAUCGCUGCUUGGGGAAUUGGCUCCUUUCAGCGGAGUUCUGAAUCCCAGAAACUGUGAACCCUUCCAGCUCUACCCUUCUAAUGUAGCACAACUUAAAACAACACAACACAGUUACUGGCUUUCAUUGUUUGACGUGCAGUGCAAACUUUGCCAGCUUUGGACCAGGACAUUUUAACUCGACGUGUCUGCACUUAUCUGUCGCUUCAGUUUUUCCGCACAGACUCGUGCCAUUUGGCUGCAGUGACACUUGGAACGCUGUGAAGAAAGAAAAUAUAAGCAGUUAUGGGUCGUGUUUUGGGCAUUAAGAAUAAAGUUGGCAUUCUCUACAUUUCAAUGCAAGGGACAGAGCUCCCAAACCUGAACAUAGCUGCUAUAUGCGGAUGAGAGGCAUUCUGCAGCCCGUCGACUGAGGAAAGACAAGCAGUUCAAGAGUUUCUAUUCUGUUCACAUUAAGAUGAAGAUUUCUGCGUCACGUCAUUUCUUCAGUCUUUAAAGCCUUAUCGUUCUUAUAAAAAAAAAAAAAAAAACACAGGCUUGAUUUGAUUUUGACCCAAAUUUGCCUUUGAUAUCUAAUAACUUCAGCAAGAAAACGGAAUCUCUCAUUUUAUUGUCGUAGGCAGGGCCAAUAAUAACCAUCCUCUUGACCUCUUGGGCAGUACGUUGGCAUCCUACAGACCACACAACAUAUUGGCGCUCUGAUUCAGUGUGGUUUAAUAGUUUUUACUUACCUCUUGCUUUGGGAAAAUCACCCAGCGUGGAAACAGAAAGUGAACGUAACUACUUGGCCUUAUAUUAAUACACCCACUCAGGACAUAACCACAGCCAGAACAGGACCGGCUUCAAGUUUCUAGUGAGUCAGUGGACUGCGCUGUCCUGUACUUUUCAGCACGUUCACUUUUCACAUGGAAAUCCGAUCAGCUUGGAGGUCUGCUGAUGGUUCGCUUAGACGCUGAUUAGCAUUUAAUGUGCAUGAACUAAGGCAGCAGGAUCAGUUGCAGCUCAUGUUUUUUUAACCCGUGUUCAUACUGGCAAAUGACGACGUGACCAGAACCUUUGAAGCUCUAUGACAUGAAAACAUGCCAUGUUUAGAUUCAAACCUUCAACAUUAAAUUUAGAUUUAAAUCCAUUUCAUGCUGAAUAGUUCUGAUGUGAUCAACUGGUACCAGACAGAUGAGUGUUUAGCAGUCCUCUGGCUCUGGUUGAGUGUGUGCGCUCUUCACAAGUCCAGUGUCUGUCUUCAUGAGUUAACAGGAUAUAGUGGGGGGAAAAAAAAUCUCUUAACCAUCACAGAAGUGGACAUAUCAGUACCCUGGGUGCCUGGGAUAAGCAUUAUUUUUCCACCAUUAUUGUUUUUUUUAUUACAUUUUUAUUCCUAGGAUGGAUGAGUAGGUUCAAUAACCAGAAAAAGAGAACUUCACUUCCUGUUGAAUUUUGACAACAGUUUUCAUAUAGUAGAAACGUGCCUGCUGCUCUACACACACCGGCCCAGGUGCCGCAACCUGGCACUUUUUACUAGGUGGAUUAAUUAUUGUAAACAGCUGAGAGGUUAUAAAAUAAAAUGCCAGCACAACACAUAUAACAUCUUACAGUUAACCACAUCGAGCUGUUAGUCUGAAGCCAGGGUUGGUGUAUCAUCAAAUACAUCCAUCACCACAUUUGUCCAUUAAUCUAUUGUAAUAUUCUGUGAGGGUGCUUUCCAGUUUCCAUUUAAAACACACACACACACACACGUCUACUACUUUGGCCUGAAUCCUUGUUUGCCUUAACACGGACACACUGGCUUUAUUUGCACAGGAUGACAAAAAAAUUCACAGCAUUUCCCAACUGGUCCACCCAUAAAAAAAAAGCAAAAGACUUUCUAAAUUCAAGCUAAAGCAUAUUCCUGUAUAUGCAAAUUUUACAUGCAUAUUGUUUCUGUAUUAAAGCUUACAUUUACUGUUUUAUUAAUAUAGAUUUAUCGUAGGGUAUAUUAUUCUAUAAAAAUCUCUAUUAAAUAUAUGGAUUGUUUUUUUUUUUGUUUUUUUGUUUAUAACCUUUUCCAGUGUCAUAAAGCUUAAACAGUGCAUGUGUGCUUUCUGUGUCACUUCCUUUACAUAAUAUCCAUAAUAAGCACUAAUAUACUUACAGUUUUCACUGUGCAGAUUCACUAUUGUGAUGUAUCAAAUGAACUAUUUUCUAUGUAACAUGUGGGGUUUAUUUCCUGUCAGGGCUUUAGGUGUUAUAUUUAACAUCACCCUUUGUUGUGAGGCUUUAAAAACGACAUGCACGCAGUAUUCUGAAUAGUUUUGGAUGCGCUCUAGUGAACUGUGUUAUUACUGCUGGACAUUUCUGUUUCACAAUGAAACACCAUGGUGCAGAGACAAGGGUGGCUCAGGGGUGGUUAUGGAUAGGGAAAGGAACGAAUACUCCAAAUCUCCUUACUCUGAUCGAUUCCCAGAUCAUGGGAUAAAGAAUGUCUUUCAUUAGGGACACGUCAGCUUCACUUCUCAGUAAAGAUUCUCUCGCUCGUUUCUGUCUCUGUUGUAAGUCGCUUUGGAUAAAAGCCUCAAGCAAAUGAUGGAAUGUAAAUACACAGGUGCUUGCUAUGUUUAAGCUUGAGCUGUGAAUCCUUUAGCUCCAAAAAAAAAAAAGACUGGCAUGCAAAAUGGACAUGCUCUAAGAAACAUGUUUGAAUACAAGACUCCAGCUAGAAAAGCUUAAAACCGUCUGUCCUAAUGUCUUUUUUUUUUUUUUUCAACGAUUCAAACCGUUGAACAAUGAAGACUGGAAAAUAAAAUAUUUCUCCAAACUUAGAAUUUAGUCUCAUUCACCACAUCACCAGCUAUACUAAAGUUGCGAAAUAAAUCAUUUUUAAAUAAUUGUUAAUUAGGUUUUGAUUAUGUGACGCAUCCAUCAGAUAUUUCCUUAGAGAAACAAUAACUUAUAUAUAACCUGAGCUGUGAAUUACAACCAGCUUAACCAAAUGCAGUACACUGAAAACGCAGUCUCAGCUAGUUUAGAAGCCAGGUUCUGUGCGCAUGCUAGCAGUUCUGGGAUUUGACCUUGCAUUGCUCUGAUCCUUAACCACAGAGCCACCAUGUCUUGUGAGGCAGAUGAUGAGUGGGAUAUUAGAUAUGUUCAUACAUCAACAGACUGAUCGGACCGGGGUUAAUUCGGUGUGUAAUCCCACCUUGUCGUCUACAGUCCUUCACUCGAUCGAUUUAAAGUCGUACUUUAAAUCAUUGAGCUUGACUGGGAAGCGAGAGAGUGAAGCGUGGAAAGGAAACAAGGACGUGUUCUUAUUUUGGAUAAAACUCAUCUGCCAAAUUCAUGCAUCUACAAUCCAGCAUAUACUGUAUGUAUGAUUUAUAGUGUCUCAAAAGUGAUGAGGGCCACUUUAUGCUGACUGUAUCCACGUUAUCCAGUUUAAUCACUAAUCAGUGCUUUUGGAGUGUUCGGAACCAAACUUUACCUGGUUAGUCCUCAGUACUGUACAGUACAUCUUUGUAGCUCUCUACAGGAAUUCAUUUACAUUUACGGCAUUUCACAGACCCCCUUAUGCAGAGUGACUUAAAUUUAUCUUAAUCAAACGGCUGAGCAAUUGAGGCAUAAGGGCCUUGCUCAGUGGCCCAGGAGCAGCAGCUUGGAGACCCUGGGGUUCAAGCUCGUGACCUUCCGAUCAGUAGUCCAACACCUUAAGCACUGAACUAACACAUCCUCAGAAGGGAAAACCUUUAUGUGUCUUCAAGUAAUGAAUUCGCAGGUUGGCGAUGAUGAGAUAUUCUGAAUAAAAUCACUGUGUUAUCUGCAAAAUUAUAAAUUGUAUGGAUGUCACACAGCAGUUGAUGAAUGCUUCAGAGAAAACUACUAAAAAAGUUUAAUCUUCUUUUCCAUUUAAGACCUUCAGUGUUAAACCAUUAAUUCUUACUUAAUACCUUCUGUCAUUUGGAUAGCCUUGAUAGACUGUGUGUUAUGGUAACCAUGACAACACUCACUAAUACCGCAGUAACAAUUCAGUGGUUAAGAUGCUGAAUUACUGAUCAGAAGGUUGUGAGUUCAAAUCCCAAAGUUACCAAGCUGCCAUAAUUGGGCCAGUGAGCAAGCUGCUUAAAUUUAUAAAUGCUGCCAAAUAUUGUUAAUAAAAGCCCACACUGAUGUGCAAUCUGACACUGUGUGGUGUGUCUGGAUACACAGGAAAACUCACACGCCGUAGUCGUUGCUCUGGAACAACAGCACCACGACUCAGCUCUCGUUCCCCAAACACGGAUCAGGAUACUCAAGUCGCGUGCAUGUCUUGACUUGGUUUGAUUUAAAGCGUGACUUUAAAGCUUUUUUUUUUGUUUUGGCGCCUGACUCUGUUUUUGAUGGGUUUGUGCUUCUCCGUCAACCUAAACAUUCAAAUUAAGAUCGAUGUGAAUCAUUUCACUAUAGUAACAUUUCACAGUAAACUGUGUCAGAUCCUUUCACUUGGCAUUCUUACAGAACCUGUGCUUAAGUGUCGUCACCUUUAACGUUUAAAGUCUUUAGUGCUUUUGUUGUGUUAUGGCUUGCUUUGUGUGUGAUGACAUGAUAAACUCUUGAAGCGCAGGUGGUGAAAACAAAGACGAUGAGAAAUGUAUGUAUAGUAUAUUCUGCUUUUGUGUACAAUAUAAGCUGGUUUAUUACUCGUUGGUUCAUAUUCUUGUGAAAUAAAGUUAUUUUAUCACAA